Molecule: messenger RNA, 1893 nt
Organism: Anolis carolinensis (green anole)
Lineage: Eukaryota; Metazoa; Chordata; Lepidosauria; Squamata; Anolidae
Gene: spag7
Product: sperm associated antigen 7
Exons: 7
Coding region: 75-794 (239 amino acids)
Molecular function (GO): nucleic acid binding
Source: RefSeq, a predicted model, not a curated record
UCCGUGACGUCACCGCGCAGCCCUCUGGACGGCGCUUGCUUGCUGGGGGCGGGGCUUCGCUCAGCCUGUCCAAGAUGGCGGAGCUGGACUUGCUGGGCUCGAUCCUGAGCUCGAUGGAGCCUCCGCCGAGGCUGGGAGACCGCGAGGCCCGGAGGGCGAAGGAGGAAACGGCCCGGCUGAAGAAGUUGCAAGAGCAAGAAAAGCGCCAGAAAGUGGAAUUCAGGAAGCAGAUGGAGAAGGAGGUGUCGGACUUCAUCCAGGACAGCAGCCAAACCAAGAAGACAUUUCAGCCCAUGAACAAGAUCAAGCGAAGUAUCCUGCACGACGUGGUGGAGGUGGCCGGCCUCACCUCCUUCUCCUUUGGCGACGAGGAGGACUCCCGAUACGUCAUGAUCUUCAAGAAGGAGUUUGCCCCCUCGGACGAAGAGCUGGAGGCCUACCGCCGAGGAGAGGUGUGGGACCCCCAGCAGGCCAAGGAGAAGCGGAGGCUCAAGGAGCUGGCCCAGCGGCAGGAGGAAGAGGAGGCCCGGAAGGGGCCCACGGUGGUCAGCCCCAGCACCGACUACAAGGACAAGUACAGCCACCUCAUCGGCAAAGUGGCCGCCAAGGACGCCGCCCAAGCCAUGGAGCCCAACGUGGCCUACGGGUGCGUUCCUGUGGCCAACAAGAGGGACACGCGCUCCAUCGAGGAGGCCAUGAACGAGAUCCGGGCCAAGAAGCGCCUGCGGCAGAGCGAGGACGGGGGCCCCUCUUUGGCCCCCACCACCAGCACCACCUCCUCCUCCUCCUCCUAGGACUCCAUUUGUGCAGGGCGAGGGCCUCGUGACGUCGUCGUCAACCAGGGGAACCUUGACUCUGCCCUGAGGCUGCUGUUUGUGAGUCGUGUUUCGAGGGAAGGUGGGCUCUGGGUCCUCCUCGCCCGCCCGCCCUUCCUUCCUUCCUUCCCUUUUGAGUAUUUAACCCCCCCCCUUCCCUCGGCCUAGGGUUGCCUUGCCUUUUAAUAUUGCCCGAUGGACUGGGAGAGGACUGGGUUUAGAAGGGACCUUGUCUGAGCCAGAAGCAACCCGAGUGGGACUUUGCAAGGAGGGACUUUGCAAGGAGGAGGGUUCGGGGUGUGUGUUUGCAGGCGCAGGAGGGAAGCACUGAAGAAAUAAAGGGUAGCAAAUCCCAUCCCAUAGCCAACCCUAGGGCUGCCUCCUCAGACCCAUGGAAGGAGCCCUAUGGCAGGCAGGGCUUGGCUCCUUGUCCCCUCCUGCCCCCAAGUCCAGAGAGAGGACCCCGAGUGUGGCCGGCCGUGGGCUCCAUCCUGCAACCCCUUCCCUUUGAGGAACCGGUGGGAGGCGGAGUUGCUGAGCGGCUUCCCUGCCACCAGGAGGCACUGUUGCUCUUCUCUUGGUGGAUCCGGCAACCGUGGCCUCCCUUCCUUCCCUUGCUGCACUGCAGGGCCCAGCACGCAGCUGCUUGUGAUUGUGGAUGCCUCCCAAAGGGAUCUUCCCCAGUGGCCCCUCCCUCCCUCCCUCCCAAGACCCCCAAGCAGAGCAGAGCAGGGGUCCCAUCUCCCCCCCCCCCAAAGGGUAGAGCAUGGUGGAAGCCUUGGUUGCAUUGGGGGUGUUUUAAUGGGCGAUAGGGACCCCAUGCGUCCUCUGUGUUCUGACCGGGGUCCUUUGCAAGGUUUCUUUGUUACAUAUGUAUAUAGAGAGAGGGGGGGGGAGAGGGUGCAUUUCCGCCUGCUGUGGGGAAGCGAGCUGCCGUCCGCCUCCUGCUUCCCCUUCCGCUGCCCACGUCCUGUUUUUGUGGCGUCUGGGUGUCGAGAGGGAGGGGGGGAGGGAGGGGAGGGGGGGCAAGGUGCGUGCGAGUGUCUGCGUCUCCCAUUAAAGGCUUGUUUUGAGUGCU